AUGCAACCUCAGGGUGUUCCAACUAAUAUGAAAGCUGUUGUCAUCCAUGAUGACAAGGCUCUUGUGAAAACUGAUGUUCCAGUUGCUACUUAUAUACCGGAAGGUCAUAUGCUAAUUAGGACAAUUGCAGUAGCAUUAAACACAUCUGAAUGGAAACAUAUCGAUUAUAAGUUAGCCAAAAAUGGGGCUAUUAUGGGUUGCGAUGUUGUUGGUGAGGUCAUACUUUUAGGGUCACCAGCAUUCUCAGAGUUUGGUAGAAGAGAUUCUACUGGUGGCGGAAUUUCCCCUCAGGAAUUUAAAGUUGGUGAUUAUGUUUAUUCUUUUGUUCAUGGUUCAUCUAAUAGAACUCCUGACAAUGGCGCCUUGGCAGAAUAUGUAGUUGUUGAUUCUGCCACUACUCUUCUUGCUUCAAAAGAUUGGAAAUCUGUUGGAAAAUCCACCGAUAUCAUUGCUCCAGGGCCUGUGAAGUCAUUGGAGGCCGCUGUUUCUUUGCCUGUUUCCUUAACUACCGCUGGUGGUAUACUAUUCCAUGACUUAAGGAAUAAAUUAGAAUGGGAACCAUCAAAGCCACAAAAUGAUUUCCCAUUGCUAGUUUGGGGUGGUGCUACUGGUGUCGGGUUAUUGGCUAUUCAAUUAGCAAAAAGAACACAUUCUUAUAGUAAGAUUAUCGCAGUUGCCUCCAAGAAACAUGAAGCUUUGUUGAAGGAAUUUGGUGCUGAUGAUGUAUUUGAUUACCAUGAUAAAGACGUUGUUCAACAAAUAAAGAGUAAAUAUAAUAAUAUUCAACAUUUAAUCGACGCCGUUUCUGAACAAUAUACGAUUAGACAAGUUUAUCAAUGUGCAGCUGACGACUUACCCGUUACUAUUAUGCAACUUGUAUUUUUGACAAUUAAUGAUAUUCCACCUGAAAUUCGUAGAGAUAAUAUUAAGAUUAUUAGCACCUUAAUUUAUUCUGUGACAGGUUAUGAAGUUGAAAUAGGUGAGUAUACAUUCCCUCCAAAUCCAAUCUAUAGAAGAGAUGUGGCAAAAUUUAUUAAUUUUAUUGCACCAAGAAUUCAACAAGGCGGCAUUUACAAUAUGCCUGUUAAAAUCUGUAGAAAUGGCUUAGAUGAUGCACCUGAAUUGAUUGAUAAAUUAAGAAAGGGUGAGGUCAGAGGUGAAAAACUUGUCACGAUUUUGUGA
Molecule: messenger RNA, 1182 nt
Organism: Maudiozyma saulgeensis
Lineage: Eukaryota; Fungi; Ascomycota; Saccharomycetes; Saccharomycetales; Saccharomycetaceae
Source: the annotation of a GenBank genome assembly